GAUUUUUUAUAAUACUAAAUAUACAUAGGAUAAUACCUGUUAAUAGAAAAGGAACACGAUGAAUUUCAAAAUUGAAUUUUGAAAAACUGAUUAAAGACAUGGAUUAAACAUCUAUAUCGAAAAAGCGACAGUAGAUAUACAUAGUUCAGAAAAAAGAGAGUCGAUAUUGUUGUGAUCGUGAAAGAGGCUGAUUAAUGGCGCCAGCAUUGGGCCAUGUCUUCUUUGGCCCAGAAUUCCUUUUCCGAAAAUACGACCAGCGGAAAAAACGUCUAAGGGGUACGUUCGAUGGUGCACAAAGUGCACAGGAUGGAGGAGGAAUGCUCUCAAGAGAAUAAAAAAGUUGAGACAACGAUGCAGACUACGGUCGCAGUAGCGAAUACCUCAUCAGAUGACGUUUGUAACGCACGGGCACGUGUAUCUUGCCAAGAAGAGUUUACAUGCUCUUUGUAUAUCUCGCGUGCUGUCGGGCCGCAAGGUCAAGUGCAAGGAAUACAAAGUGGUGGCGAGCUGCUUCGUUCUAAUCUAGAAGAGGUAAUCCGCGCAUCCGACCCCUUAGCAGCCUGGCACGUGUCUGAAACACCUUGUGGUUUGAUUGCGGCAUUUACUUGCGAAGCUGAUGCAGAAAAAUUGUUGCAACGUGGCGAUUUGGCACGUGUUUUUGAAGGACCUGUACAAGUGGCUCGAUUUUCAGCGAAAGAUUCUCGUUAUAGACAAGCGGUUCUUCUUCGCGAUGUACCUUGGGCUAUUCCUUUACAGGAUAUCAAUUCUGCAUUAAUGAAACAGGGAAUUGCAACAGGAAGCGUUGAACGUUGGCGACAAUAUAUACGCGUUGAGGUAUUAGAUGCUGGACAUUAUGAACUCUUAUUGCGUCAAGGAUUGGACUUUUUCGGUGCUGCUCGAUUCAGUGCUAUCCCAGAGCGUUGGUGGCGCGGAGGAACCGGAAGUACCGGUGGACCGUUGCAGGCAGGGCCAGGAAUAGUCAGCAACUUUCUCGAAGCGUCUAACUUUCAAACAGGGGACGGUGUUCUUCAAUGUUAUCGUUGCCAGGGAUUCUGGCAUAUGGCUGCCAACUGUAGACACUUGCCACGUUGCGUUCGAUGUGGAGAACCACAUAGUGUUGAAUUUUGUCCCAGACCUCGAAACAACCCUAUUUGCUGUCAUUGUUCCGGUCCUCAUCAUGCUGGCUACCGACAAUGUCCGGUUCGACAACAACUUUCGAACGCUACGCCUAUUAGUAUCACACUAAGCACUACUCGGAUUGGAAACCAAUAUCCCAUGAAUGCAGCCUCCAAGACGAACGCGUCCGCUCACGAGCAACAGCCCUUGAAGUCAAGCCAAUCUUAACGAAAUAUCAUUGCAUGUCGACGUAUCGACUGUCCAUAUAUUGACUUCAAGAUCUUGUAAAUUGCUCGCGUUUAUCAUUGCUUAUUGGUAUCUACUACGAUCAGUUAUACGGUCAGUUAUAAAUUUUAAAAAAGAAAGAAAUUAAUGGAGAAACGAUG
Molecule: messenger RNA, 1502 nt
Organism: Apis florea (little honeybee)
Lineage: Eukaryota; Metazoa; Arthropoda; Insecta; Hymenoptera; Apidae
Source: RefSeq, a predicted model, not a curated record